GCCCUCGAGGAUCAUGGAUUCUAGUCUCUCUGGUUGCAGAUGGGGAAACUGAGACCCAGAGAUGGCAUGGUCAUCGACAGACCUCCGCAUCCUGGAUGCUCGUGGAAGUUUCUGGGCGGCGCGAUGAUAUUAACCGUGUUCUUGAGCAACAACGAACAGAUUUUAACCGAAGUCCCUAUAACACCGGAAACGACGUGUCGGGACGUGGUAGAGUUCUGCAAGGAGCCGGGAGAAGGCGGCUGCCACUUGGCCGAAGUGUGGCGGGGAAAUGAGCGGCCCAUCCCCUUCGAGCACAUGAUGUACGACCAUCUGCAGAAGUGGGGCCCGCGACGUGAGGAGGUGAAGUUCUUUCUCCGGCACGAGGACUGCCCCGCCGAGAGCAGUGACCCAGGUGGCCGCCAGACCCAGGAGCAGAGGCCCCAGCGGGGCGUGGCCAACGUGCCCGGGGAGCAGCGCGCUGAGAAUGGGGUCGGGAACCCGCGGGUCGAGCUCACCCUCUCCGAGCUUCAGGACAUGGCAGCACGGCAGCAGCAGCAAAUCGAGAAUCAGCAGCAAAUGCUGGUUGCCAAGGAGCAGCGCCUGCACUUCCUGAAGCAGCAGGAGCGCCGCCAGCAGCAGGCUCUCUCGGAGAAUGAGAAGCUCCAGAAACUGAAAGAGCGCGUGGAGGCCCAGGAGAGCAAGCUGAAGAAGAUCCGCGCCAUGAGGGGGCAGGUGGACUACAGCAAGCUCGUCAACGGCAGCCUGUCUGCUGAAAUAGAGCGGUUCAGCGCCAUGUUCCAGGAGAAGCAGCAGGAAGUGCAGACGGCGAUCCUGCGGGUGGACCAGCUCAGCCAGCAGCUGGAGGACCUGAAGAAGGGCAGGCUGGGCGGGCUGCAGGCCGGUGGCGGCAAGCUAACCGGGCCGGCGGCUGUGGAGCUGAAGCGGCUGUACCAGGAGCUCCAGAUUCGUAACCAGCUUAACCAGGAACAGAAUUCAAAGCUCCAGCAGCAGAAGGAGCUGCUGAACAAGCGGAACAUGGAGGUGGCCAUGAUGGACAAGCGGAUCGGCGAGCUCCGCGAGCGCCUCUACGGGAAGCGGAUCCAGCUGAGCCGCGCCAACGGCACAUCUUCGCCGCAGUCCCCGCUGGGCACGCCGGGCCGGGUGGCGGCCGUGGGGCCCUACAUCCAGGCCCCCAGCACCGGCAGCGGCCCCGCCCCGGGGGAGCCCGCCAAACCCCGCUCGCUCUCCGUUGCCUCCAGCGCGACCCACGGAAGGUCCAAAUCUGCUAACGACGGAAACUGGCCCACGUUAAAGCAGAACAGCAGCAACUCGGUGAAGGCAGCGCAGGUGGCCGGCGCGGACUGGAAGGAUCCGGCUGUGGAGGGGCCGCUCAAACCGGGGGCCGUCUCGAGCCAACCCGUGCCCUUGUCGGCUUUGGGGGCCCCAGAGAAGCUGGGCGUGGAGGUCGGGAAGGCGCCGCCCCCGAUGCCUGCUGCCGGCAAGCCGCUGCCUUCCAGCUACGGGGCACACGCCGGCCCCCCGCCUGUGGGCCCGGGGUCCACAGACUCCCUGGAGAGGAGGAAGGAGGGCAGCCUGCCCAGGCCCAGCGCGGGCCUGCCCGGUCGGCAGAAGCCCGCCCCGCUGCCACCCCCGGGGGGCGGGCACCCGCCCGGCUCCUCGCAGCAGAUCCAGCAGAGGAUCUCCGUGCCGCCGAGCCCCACGCACCCGCCCGCGGCGCCGCCCGCGUUUCCAGCUGGAGACGGCAAGCCCGAGCUCCCGCUGACCGUGGCCAUCAGGCCCUUCCUGGCCGACAAAGGGUCCCGGCCCCAGUCCCCCCGAAAAGGGCCGCAGACAGUGAACUCUAGUUCCAUAUACUCCAUGUACCUCCAGCAAGCCACGCCGCCCAAGAACUACCAGCCGGCGGUGCACGGCGCCCCCAGCAAGCCGGUCAAAGCAGUGUACGGCAAGCCUGUCCUGCCAGCCGGCUCCACGUCCCCGUCGCCCCUGCCAUUCCUCCAUGGGCCUGCGCCCCCGCCACCCCCCGAGGGUGCCGAGAGGGAGCCAGAAGAGCAGGACGGCCCGGCCGCGCCCGCCGAUGGCAGCCCGGGCGCCGUGGAGAGCCUGGCACGGCCGCUCAGCCCCACCAAGCUGACGCCCAUGGUGCACUCGCCGCUGCGCUACCAGAGCGACGCCGACCUGGAGGCGCUGCGCAGGCGGCUGGCCAACGCGCCGCGGCCCCUCAAGAAGCGCAGCUCCAUCACUGAGCCCGAGGGCCCCGGCGGGCCCAACAUCCAGAAGCUGCUGUACCAGCGCUUCAACACGCUGGCCGGCGGCGUGGACGGCACCCCCCUCUACCAGCCCGGGCCCUCGCAGGACUUCGCCGGCACCCUGGCCGACGUGGACAACGGCAACACCAAUGCCAACGGCAACCUGGGGGAGGACGGGCCCGCCCCGCCCACCGGCCCGCCGCCCGCAGCGCCCGGCCCGGGCUCCGACGCCAACGACAACCAGCUGCCCUCCCCCGGCCCCGAGGCCCCCUGCCCCCAGACGCCCCCGCCACUGGCCGAGGACGACAACAACAACCUGGCUGCGGCCCCCACCACCGAGCAGGUUCCCAGCCCUGGGGCCGAGGCCCCCUCCCCGGGGCAGGAGCAGGCGCCCCCACCGGCAGCCUCCACGGGCAAGCGCACGAACCUGAAGAAGCCCCACUCGGAGCGCACGGGCCGCGGGCUGCGGGUGCGCUUCAGCCCCCUGGCGCUGCUGCUGGACGCGUCCCUGGAGGGCGAGUUCGACCUGGUGCAGAGGGUCAUCUACGAGGUGGAGGACCCCAGCAAGCCCAACGACGAGGGCAUCACCCCGCUGCACAACGCCGUCUGCGCGGGCCACCACCACAUCGUCAAGUUCCUGCUGGACUUCGGGGUCAACGUGAACGCCGCGGACAGCGACGGCUGGACCCCGCUGCACUGCGCCGCCUCCUGCAACAGCGCGCACCUGUGCCGGCAGCUGGUGGAGAGCGGCGCCGCCAUCUUCGCCUCGACCAUCAGCGACAUCGAGACGGCGGCGGACAAGUGCGAGGAGAUGGAGGAGGGCUACGCGCAGUGCUCGCAGUUCCUGUACGGCGUGCAGGAGAAGCUGGGCGUGAUGAACAAGGGCCUGGUGUACGCGCUGUGGGCCUACGAGGCCCAGAACGGCGACGAGCUGUCCUUCCGCGAGGGCGACGCCAUCACCGUCCUGCGGCGCAGGGACGAGCGCGAGACCGAGUGGUGGUGGGCGCGCCUCGGGGACCGGGAGGGCUACGUGCCCAGAAACCUGCUGGGGCUGUACCCGCGGAUCAAGCCCCGACAGCGCACGCUCGCCUGAGCCCCUGGAGCGGCCGGCGCCCACAAUGUGAAACCUGCCGGUGUUUGGGCGGGACCUGCCCUUAGCUCGCCUGAGACCGGGGGACUCUUGAAGACUGAACUUUGCCAAUUACUGUAAAUCCAAAUAAAUACUCAGCUUUCAAAACAGCCGCCUGUUGCCAGCGCGCAGCCCUGUAAUUACCCGGCCCGGGCGCCAGCGAAGGUCAGCACCCCCACUUGGUCCCCAGGCCACCCCCAUUCUCUAAGCCACCCCAGCUGAAAACGCAGUGGCCUCGAGGUCCGCCCCUCCCAGAGCCCACCCUGGGGCGGAAGCCCGACCCGCUGUCCACACUGCAUCCCCUCCUCGCCGGCGGCCCCACUCACGCCAGCCCCGGGCUGGACACUCAGCCGGCC
Molecule: messenger RNA, 3731 nt
Organism: Talpa occidentalis (Iberian mole)
Lineage: Eukaryota; Metazoa; Chordata; Mammalia; Eulipotyphla; Talpidae
Gene: PPP1R13B
Product: protein phosphatase 1 regulatory subunit 13B
Biological process (GO): regulation of apoptotic process; apoptotic process; negative regulation of cell cycle
Cellular component (GO): nucleus
Molecular function (GO): p53 binding; transcription factor binding
Source: RefSeq, a predicted model, not a curated record